This is a messenger RNA of Brassica rapa (field mustard), 676 nucleotides long. RefSeq lists its product as uncharacterized. NCBI's taxonomy places the organism in Eukaryota, Viridiplantae, Streptophyta, Magnoliopsida, Brassicales, Brassicaceae. Gene Ontology annotation, biological process: cell fate determination. The record is from RefSeq and is a predicted model, not a curated record.
AGACAUAAAGGGUGAAUAGUUUUCUUGAGUCUGACACACAACACGUGAAGAAAGAAGUCCUUUGGUAUUGUGCUAACUUUUAUUUCCCACCUUUAUUUGGUUCUCUGUGCAUGUGACCAUUAUUGGACGUAUCUCUUGACUCAUUCCUUCACAUUUCAUACACAUACACACUGUGUGUAUUUAUACUCAAUAGUUCUGUAGUUCUUAUGUCUCUACUUGUGUCCAAAUGUCAAUCUCUCUCAAGUUCCUUCUUUGGUCAUCUCUUGCUCUCUUGCUUCUUCAAACAGGUUUUGGAGAAAAGUGUGACAGCAAAAGCAGCGAACCAACGGUGAGACAGACGCAGGUGAAGUUGGGAGAAGGAAAGAAGUUCAGAGUUGAGGUGAUGAACAAAUGUCCAAUGUGUCCUAUCAUCAACCUCCGUCUGAAAUGUCAAGGCUUCCCUCAGUCUCUUGUGGACCCUACGCUCCUCCGUGUCCUCUCCUCUUCCGCCGGGAACUGCGUGGUUAACGACGGUUUACCGUUGAGUCCAAUGGAGACUCUCUCUUUCAACUACUCUAGCUCAAACCAGUUUGCUCUGAGUCCUCUUUCUUGGUCUUUUCAGUGCGAGUGAAUCAUCAAUAAAAUAUUUAAAAUCAAUAAGAAUAAAUCUCUUUGUUCAGACCACCUUUUUUACCAA